Molecule: messenger RNA, 5387 nt
Organism: Ictalurus furcatus (blue catfish)
Lineage: Eukaryota; Metazoa; Chordata; Actinopteri; Siluriformes; Ictaluridae
Gene: cyb561
Product: transmembrane ascorbate-dependent reductase CYB561
Exons: 6
Coding region: 597-1337 (246 amino acids)
Cellular component (GO): lysosomal membrane
Molecular function (GO): oxidoreductase activity
Source: RefSeq, a predicted model, not a curated record
GGCUGUCGGCUUCUGUCAGGUUCUGUUGAAUAUAUUGCUUGAUUUGAGUGAACUCUGGUUGUAGAUGUGUUAAUGAUGAAUGUAAUUAGUGGCACUUCACCUGUUCAUGGUUCAUUCACCUGCCUAAAGAGUUCUUUAGAGAAGAAAUACCACUGAGUAAUGGAUAUGGAUAUGUUUAGGGUCAGAAAGAUGGCUUUGACACUAAAUAUUAUGCACAUGAACCAGCAUGCAUUAUAUACUUAUUAUUAUUAUUAUUAUUAUUAUUAUUAUUAUUAUACUUAAAUGUGACAGGUUCAAGGAGUCAAAAGUAGCCUGUUACUGUCAUUGUGUUUUCUUCCGAUAAAUCUCAGUUCGAGACUUCCCAAGCGAAACAACAACAAAUGAACAACAAAUGCAACAGUAUAAGAGUACAAAAACCACACAAGUGCAGAAUACGGUAUUGUUUUGUUUUGUUUCUUGGUGCAGGAUGAACAACACGUAAUAACACACCGUACCCGCUUCAUAUUUGCUUUAGAGAGCCUAAAACCAACAAAGCGACAACGAUUAACGUCUGUAAACAGGACACGAGGUGCUCUGAAGUCAGCGUUUCAGGAGCGAUGGAGGGUUGGGGUGGAUUUCGGACGCUGCAGUGCUACGUGGUCAGCUCUCAGGUGCUGGGCGUGGUUUGCGUGGUGCUCACGGGGGUGUGGAUGGGCCACUACCACGGGGGCUACGCCUGGGACAGCUCGCAACAGCAGUUUAACGUGCACCCGCUCUGCAUGGUCAUGGGCCUCGUCUUCCUGUAUGGAGACGGCGUGCUGGUGUACCGUGUGUUCAGGAACGAGAGUAAGCGCUCGGUGAAGAUCCUCCACGCUCUGAUACACAUGAUGGCCCUUGUUAUCAGCAUUGUGGGUCUGGUGGCCGUGUUUGAUGUCCAUAAUAAAGCCGGCUUCCCUAACAUGACCUCUCUGCAUAGCUGGUGUGGCAUGCUUACCUUCAUCCUCUUCCUCAUGCAGUGGCUGCUGGGAUUGGGCUUCUUCCUGUUUCCUUGGGCAUCAACAGUGCUACGGAGAUGGUAUCUGCCACUGCAUGUAUUCUUUGGCCUGGUGCUCCUGGCCAUGGCGGUGGGUUCCUCGCUCAUGGGCAUCUCCGAGAAAGCGAUCUUCAGCGGCCUGCCACCGUUCGCUCCCGAGGAGGUUCUGGCCAACAUGCUCGGCCUGCUGCUGGUGUGUUUCGGGGUGCUCGUGGGCUACGUGGUGACCAGAGAAGAGUUCAGACGACCGCCGAACCCCGAGGAAGAGGCUCUGUCUAUCCACUUCAGCACUCUGAGCGAGGACUCCAGGCCCAGCAUGCCUUAACACAGCGCCGACGCUUCAACACUCAUCCUCCGCUUUAGUCUCCAGCCUCCUUAUUCCGUUUUAACCUCUCUUCACUUCCCCCCUGUGUGUGUGCGUGCGUGUGUGCGUAUGUGUGUGUGUGUGUGUUCAGUAACAGAAAGCCGGGGUCAUCGUCUCAUCUCGGCCGUAUCCUACGGAUGAACGUAUCCACGGCGAAACGAGUUUCGGAUUCGAGUACGUAAAAAGAUUUCUCGGUCUUCGUGUUUUGUAUCAAAAUAGCGAGUUAGGAGAAAGAUUCCAAACUUGAUUUGAUUCCAAACCUGCAGGAUGUACGCUUUUGUAUCUCCACCCGUUUUCUUCCACGCAAAUAACACGAUGAGAAUUCAGGCCUGCGUCCCAAACUGCAUUUUUAUGGAUGAAAUACGAUGACCAAAAUAGCACCGAAACCACAGGUAUGCUAGCAAACCGUUUAUUAGGGACGGAACGCGGUUUAAGACGUGUCCGAAGUCUUCAGGACUCUGUUCGCGGUUAACGUCGUGCCUUCGGGAUUACAGAAGCGUUACGGGAACGUAAGCUCUGUAGUUAAUGAAACGAUCGACUCGGUCGAUGCUUUCAAAGGCAUACGCUAGAGAGGAACGCGUAACGCUAGCUAACAGCUAGCCGAACACGCUACCUGAAAUAGAGCUGCGAAUAGAACGACACAUCAGAAGGAAGGAAAAAUAUACAGUACUGUGCAAACGUUUUUUUUUUUUUUUAGUACAACUAGAAAACUCUUUUCUCAUUUUUUUUUUUAAACGCAGACUUUGUCGGAGAUGUUUUUAUUUGACGACUUCUACAUUAUCGAGUUGGUACAAGAACAGUUCCGAUUCCCAAACGUUAGUUUUCCAGCACAAGAUUAAACGUUACGGGAAAAAAACCAAAAAAACGUUCGUACGACAGUAAAGAAAGCAGAGUAUUGAGUCGUAAGAGAGACUUUUCAGACGUAAAACGUAACGAAGGGUUUCGCCGAGAAAGUAAGACACGAGCGCGACGGUCAAAGUCUCCAGAAGAACCGCGUCUGGUUCUGCAAGACGCUCGGUAACACCGGCAGCUCCUUCCCUUAUAAACCUGCACACGUUCUACCUGAGAUUACUUUAUUUAUUUAUUUAUUUAUGUUUAAAGCAAAGGGUCGUCACACCACGUAUCGCCUUUGUUUCAUGUAUACGGUUUACUGCUUUUUAUAGUGUUUUUUUUUAUUAUUAUUUUUAAAUGGGGAAACAUUUCAGGUCAUUAUCUUUGCGCUGCAGCCUUUCUUUGCGUGCGCCUAAAACUUUUGCACAGUACUGUAUACGCUGACGCUUCGAAUGCCCGACUCUCACCCAAGUGCAUCUGAGUUUAAAAUCCUUGAAGCACAGAAAAACACACCGGAAGCACUUGAUAGACUAGACGUCCGAGGCCGUUACGUUAAAAUGACAUACGUAUUGAGCGAUUUGAAAUAUAGAUACUAACAAAGAGCCAAAUUCUGAUUACCGUACUCUUACCUUAUCCGUCCCAGCGCUUUUAAAAUGCAUAAAAACACACCAAAAACACACCAAAAACACCUGCUAGCCAACAGUUUUGCGGAUAAAUAAGCACAGAUCUAUCAAAAUCACACACACCAGGAGUGAACCGAAGAAUCCUGUCCAAGUUUAAACCACCUACAACUGGCCGAAUUCCCCGGUGAGAACAUAUCCACCCUUCUCCAGGUUCCCGUCAGAUUAGAGGUCAAGAGGCCUUACCUGUUUAGCAGGAAAAAUCAAAACCACCAUCAAUAAUAUGCGACCGGUUCACUCGUUCACGUCUGUUCGAUUCGUUUACAUUCUCUCUCUCGCUCUCUCCCGAUUGGCCGCAGCACACACCAGUCAUGCUGCAGCAGGACGUUCGACGUGUCCGAGCUCAGGAUCAUCAGAUUAUACGGUGGUUUUUCUUCUCCCCUGACUCAAUAACCAUGUUGGUUUUUUGUUUGUUUGUUUGUUUGUUUUUUUCUUUUCAUUUUAAUAAAAGAAAUCCCUCUGUAUAGUAGUUUAAAUUUAAAUGCGUGAAGAAUUUUAAAAGCGCUCCAAAAAUGUGCGGAAAUUCAGAAACCAUUUUCAAGUGAGACUCAAGACACCGAGGUUCCGGACCUGUCGUCUUUAGAUGUCUGAAUUUCAUCCUCGUAUGAAGUUUCUUCUUCAUGACACGCUCGGAAAUGUUCAGAAAGUUUAAAAAAAAAAAAAAAAAGUCUUGAGAAGGUCUUGGAAUUAUUUAAUUUUUUAUUUUGUUUUAAAUGAGGAAAGCUUAGAAACCCUGUUAAAUUAUCAGACAUACACAGAGGUAUUUUGUAUGUCCGUGACACAAAGUACAGUUUGAUCAGAAUGUGUGUCGAUAUCAGACAACGUGGUGACAUCUGGUAAAAAAAGAAAAAGAAAAAAAAAGCUGAGGGUACUGGACCACAUUGUGUUUGAAGCCCUAAUUACUAUAAAGGCCUUUGAAUAUAAUUCCCUGCAAGAACUUUCUAGAUGUCCAGAGUAAGCUCGAGUCUGUUCUAAUACCGCAGAAAUAGUGAAAUAAUUAUAAUUACACAUCCACGUCAUGUUGUCUUUACAGUAAUGAGGCUUCAGCUGUUCAGGUAAAAACCACUGAGCUCGUAAUUACCGGUUGGGAACUCGUAAUUUUCCGAAAGCUGUAAUUUGACGCCGAUACGGUACGUUAUAAACAAACGACCAAAAAAACCAAACAAAAAUGCUAGCGGCUUCUAGAGUUAGACGUUAGCUAGUUAGUAAUGUAAUGUUAAAUCAGGAGUUUAACUUGAAUUAUUUAUACAAAAUGAGGUUUUUUUUAUCAUUAGUUAUAACUAUCAAAGUAUAGUCUGAUGAAUCGGUUUAACUCGUAGCAUUCACGUUCGAUCUUACACCAGCGAAGGACGCCACACACGUCCGAAACCACGCCCUUUCCACGCCGUUUCGCAGUCAGUUUGGAAUCCGAAUGUACGCUCGUGAUAUCCCACGACGCACUGCGAUCGCGUCCAGGAUCGUGUCCGAAUGAAGUUCCGUAGAGGAAGCAAAGCCACCCAUAAUGAUUAUCUGUACAGUCGAGGCCAUUGAUGCACCGUAUCCACUGUGACGCCAUAGAACCAAGUCAUUUUCAAGUCCCUAUUCGCUACACAGUGCACUGUUUAGUAGCCACAUCCCACAAUGCACCGCUUAACGGGUCGGGGCCGAAUGAUGUACGCUGGAGAGAGUAGAGAAUACCCAGAAUGCAUCGCCUUGGACGUUUGUAUGGUUUGACACGUGGCCUCGUUGAUGAUCUAAAUAUGAUGGUACAUUAUAUCGGUCUAGUAUUGAUAUUAUUUGAACAGAACGUUUAAAUCAUUACUGUGUUUUACUAUAUCUGCCCGUACAUUUAUUAGAAAUCACACAACGGGGAUUGUUUGUAUGUGGAGGUUUAACGACGUCGCGAGAAACAAACGAAGCAGGAGUGUCUGAGCUAUUCCCGACUGAGAAAAGCAGAUUCAUCACUUUAACCUGGGUUUCAAACAUCAUUAUUAUUAUUAUCAUCAUUAUUAUUAUUAUUAUUGACUGCAUGAAACUCAACAGAGGCUGCUGUGCAACACUUUCUAACAUCGCCUCCGUGUGUUCACUGAAAGGUAUUACAUGAUGCAUCUUAUUGCAUAUUCCUUACCAAGGUGUUUUUAUGUAGAACCCCUGACCUGAAGGAGUCUCCAGUGUCAGCGCUUUUGUAACAGUCUGAGGUAAAGCUGUAACUUUAAAUCUUCCGACGUCUUUGUAAGAAAACAAGCGGCGUAUUUACUUAUUUUUUUGUCACAAUAACUUCAAGAGUGGAUGAAAGAAAGGCUCGUGAGGGAACGACCGUUUAUAUCUGCCAUAAGCUACGUUUAUAUUUAAAGCAGCUAAAACGUAACGUAAAAACUUGUUUCUUGGACAUGCCACAACAUUAAAAGUAGCUAUAAAUGGAUAAAAUGUACCACGUGCCAUUCUUUGAUGAUAAUUUUUUUUUUAUUUUUGUCAAACUGCUGUGGAAAAAGAGGAAUAAAAGACUCCGGGCUGAACGGAU